AUGUCUGAUCUCGGCCAAGGGAACGCCUCACAGGCGCCAGAUUCCCAGAUUAACGCUGAGGACGGGAGGAAGUACUGGCAAAAUGUCGAUGCCGAUGUCAAUGGCAUGUUAGGAGGGUUUCCCUAUGUGUCGCGGGUGGACCUGCAGGGGUCUCGAAACUUUCUCGCCAAGUUUGGCAUCGGGACCAAGGACGGGCAGCGCACUGUCGCCGCGGCUCUUGAGGGCGGAGCUGGCAUAGGCAGGAUCACCGAGGGGCUCCUGCUCAGCUUGUCACAGGAAGUCGACGUCGUCGAGCCCAUAGCGAAAUUCACUGAGGCUCUGGAGAAGAAGAGCGGCAUCCGUCGGGUCUUCAACGUCGGCCUGGAGGAAUGGCGACCGGAUGUGGGCGUCAAAUACGACCUCGUAUGGAACCAGUGGUGUGUGGGUCAUCUCAAAGAUGAACAGCUGGUCCAGUACUUGGAAAGGUGCAAGACGGUCCUGACCCCUGGAGAUGGGCUCAUCGUGGUCAAGGAAAACAUCAGCACCAAUGGUGUCGACCUGUUCGACGACCAGGACAGCAGCGUGACGAGGACCGAUGAGAAGUUUCAAGCCAUCUUUAAGGAUGCCGGCCUUAGGCUUGUCAAGGCUGAAACCCAACGCGGAUUUCCGAAGGAGCUCUUCCCGGUGAGGAUCUAUGCUCUGAAGCCGCAAGAAUAG
Molecule: messenger RNA, 696 nt
Organism: Diaporthe citri
Lineage: Eukaryota; Fungi; Ascomycota; Sordariomycetes; Diaporthales; Diaporthaceae
Exons: 4
Coding region: 1-696 (231 amino acids)
Biological process (GO): N-terminal protein amino acid methylation
Cellular component (GO): cytoplasm
Molecular function (GO): N-terminal protein N-methyltransferase activity
Source: RefSeq, a predicted model, not a curated record